Molecule: messenger RNA, 948 nt
Organism: Vavraia culicis subsp. floridensis
Lineage: Eukaryota; Fungi; Microsporidia; Pleistophoridae
Exons: 1
Coding region: 1-939 (312 amino acids)
Source: RefSeq, a predicted model, not a curated record
AUGAAAAUAAUUUACAACCAGCCACUUGACUUUUCGUGCUCCACCGAGAUAGUGAUAGAGAGACCAAAACGCAAGAAAAGACGGUCUACUACCGAUACAUACGAUUAUGAGGAUCCUCUGAUCGAGCAUAUGGACAAUGAGGACGCUCCUGUGUAUAUAGAGGCAGAUCUAAGGAACUUUUUCGUAUAUAGCGGCAAACUGAGAGAGACCACGGCACAAACACUCAAAAAGUAUGAGCAGCGACUCAGGAGAAAAGCAAUGAAAGAACAAAUGAGCAAGAGUGAGGAUGUGGCGGCGAAUAAUAUGGCUAACAUUGCAUUUGCAGAGCAAUUCACAGAGAAGGUGCUCAAGUUUUAUUUAGAUGAAAGAAAAAGGAUCAUUGGCGAAAUGCAAGAAUAUUUUAAGGAGAGAAACACUGCUGCGGAUGUAAAUGAAACGAGUAAAAUGGGAAUCAGCGGCGCAGCCAACAAAGUGCUAGGAUCGGUGUUGGAUAUUGAUGGCUUGAUCGAAGAAUACGUUUUGCUGGAAGCUACGUACACGGGCAAAUCAUUCUACGAUAUUUCACACGAUAUCGUGUCUCUGAAUGGACCAUCGUUGAGCACAGACGUGUUGAUAAAAAUAAAUCAGAAGAUGGAGGAGGCCAUUAAAACACUCACGAUAACAUUGAAUGCCAAAGUGCGUGAGCUGAGCGGUUGCAAUAAAUACGAUAAAAACAUCGUUUUUGGUAUUUGCGAUCUCAUGGACAAAAAGAUACGGAAUUAUUAUCUCAGCUUGCUCAUUAAACCGGAACAGAGAAAAAGUUACCGCAGGAUUAGAAGGGACAUUUUUGUGGAAAUUUUUGGUGGGUUUGAUGGCGGUAACUUUGAUCAUCUCAAAAAGCUGGUGCACAGAUUCGAUUACUACAAGGAAAAACGAAAAUUACUUACGAAAUGUGUGUAAUGUUCCCAA